Pistacia vera is the source of this 1011-nucleotide messenger RNA. RefSeq names its product probable cyclic nucleotide-gated ion channel 6. Bases 41 to 691 code for a protein of 216 amino acids. NCBI's taxonomy places the organism in Eukaryota, Viridiplantae, Streptophyta, Magnoliopsida, Sapindales, Anacardiaceae. The transcript is spliced from 4 exons. The record is from RefSeq and is a predicted model, not a curated record.
UUACACGGCAGUGAUUUUGUUUUACUUUCUUCUCGUACAAAUGCAGGUAUAUCUGCAGUCGAACACGGAAAUAUUAAAGGAGAGAGACGAGAAGUUGCAAGAGACAAAGCAAUCGACGCACUUCGAAAAGCUGUCUGAGGAUAUCCAAACUAAAGUGAUAAGUGAGAAGUACAAGCCAAGUGAAACAGGAGAAACUAAAGGUGCUAAUAUAGAAAAUUUGUUCGAUGGUCUUUCCGAGGGACUUAGAAAGAAAAUGACUAAGAAACUUUGCAAAGAACUGCUCAGAAAAGUGGAAGAGUUCCAGAAUUGGAAUGAUGCUUCACUGGAUGACCUUUGUGCUUAUCUGAAGCCAGUUUUCUUUAGCGAGCAGACUUGCAUUAUCCGGGAGAACGACCCAAUUUGUAAGAUGAUCUUUGUGGUUCAAGGCAAGCUGUGGAUCUACACCUCCGAUUCCAAUGAGGAUUCAACAAAUGACUCUUCGAACACAGUGCUCGAUAGACAAAGAAAUGAUCCUGUUAAUGAAGUGGUCUUCUGCGGAGAAGAACUUCUGAAUCGGCUUCAGACUAACCCUUCCACAUCAAAGUUCCCGGUCUCAAAACGAACCAUUCAAGCGCUUACAAACGUUGAUGCCUUUGUUCUUAUGGCCUAUGACUUGAAAAAUAUAUUCAUUAAGCGUCAAUGUGAGGAAUGAAUGGCUGCUCAGGGAGCGAACACAAGUAACACAAUGGAUUGGUCAGAUAGUUUCGUUGUUUGGUUUAUAAUAUAAUCGUGGUUUGUGCUAUAGGCCAGAGAUAUAUCUGAGACCUAUAGAAUUAUGUUUAUUGUUGAAUAAACAAAUUACAAAAAACAAUCUGCAUUUGCUAGAAACUUUUGCAUUUAAAUUUAAUGUAGAAACUAUAUUCAGACGAUCUGGUUUCGAUGUCCCAAGUUUGCUUUACCUUUAAUUUCAAAGAGAAAUCAACCUGUUGCUGCUACGAGAAGAACAAUCUGCAGGCAACUUUAAUUUCCAGG